This is a messenger RNA of Prinia subflava (tawny-flanked prinia), 404 nucleotides long. RefSeq names its product feather keratin Cos2-2-like. The coding region runs from base 75 to 404 and encodes 109 amino acids. The record is from RefSeq and is a predicted model, not a curated record. Gene Ontology annotation, molecular function: structural constituent of cytoskeleton. The transcript has a single exon. Gene Ontology annotation, cellular component: intermediate filament. NCBI's taxonomy places the organism in Eukaryota, Metazoa, Chordata, Aves, Passeriformes, Cisticolidae.
GGCUGUGUCUGAGGUGUGCGUGUGCUCUGCUUCCUCCCUGCCCUCUGUGCCAGGUGCAGCGCCAGGCCCCAGCCAUGUCCUGCGCGGAGAAGUGCCAGCAGUGCCGGCCCUGCGAGCCUUGCUGCCAGUCCUGCGGCCCCUGCCCGCUGGCCAGCAGCUGCAAUGAGUGCUGUGUCAGGCAGUGCCAGAGCUCCCACGUCGUCAUCGAGCCGCCUGCUGUGCUGGUGACCUUCCCCGGCCCCAUCCUCAGCUCCUCCCCACAGAACACUGCCGUGGGAUCCUCCACCUCUGCUGCUGUUGGCAACAUCCUCAGCUGUGAGGGAGUGCCCAUCAGCUCUGGGGGCUUUGACAUCUCCUGCAUCACCAACUGCUAUGGUGGCAGCAGUUGUUGUCGUCCGUGCUAA